This is a messenger RNA of Maylandia zebra (zebra mbuna), 4605 nucleotides long. RefSeq names its product spermatogenesis associated serine rich 2 (gene spats2). Lineage: Eukaryota; Metazoa; Chordata; Actinopteri; Cichliformes; Cichlidae. Gene Ontology annotation, molecular function: protein binding. Gene Ontology annotation, cellular component: cytoplasm. The record is from RefSeq and is a predicted model, not a curated record.
UAUUGCCCACAGCAAGACUACUUGGCAUUAAAGACGGCUGGUGGUAGGAGCUGCGGACACUCGUUUCCAGAAGCUACUGUUCACUUGCUGCCGCCAACAAAUUUAGUGAGGGUAGAGGAAAAGGGGAAAACUUAAAUCUUUGACUGAAUGGUGACGGUCUGGAUCUGAACCUUGUUCUUCCAACCCUUCUGCCAGCUCUGAGCCUCAUUGAGCUCUUCCCUACCGAAAGCAACUCCAACUGAAAGUUUUGUCACAUUUGGACCUGUUAGCUCUGCAUCAGCUUGAAUAUAUUUGAAGGAGUAUACACUGUAGAAAAUAAACAGCAGAGAUUUUCUUGGAUACUUCUGUGUGACAACAUGGCAAAGAAAAACAGCCAAAAAGAUACAUCCGGAGUGGUGUUUGAUACCCGUUCAAAAAUGGUCAUGUCCCAGGGUGGAACGGCUGAGAGGAUGAAGGAGAAGAUCAGUGCUGUCAGGGCGGUUGUCCCCAACAAAAGCAACAAUGAGAUUGUGCUGGUGUUACAGCAUUUUGAGAACUGCGUCGAUAAGGCCGUGCAGGCUUUUUUAGAAGGCAGUGCAGCUGAGAUCCUGAAGGAGUGGAAUGUCACUGGAAAAAAGAAGCCCAAGAAGAAAAAGAAGCCCAAACCUCAGCCAGAAGCCCCAGCAGAACCUGCUCCACCUGAGGCCACAUCGCCCGAAGAGGGCAAGGACGAGCUGAAUGGCUUUCAUGCCAACGGCUCAGUAAUGGACGGAGAGUCUCUUGAUUCGCUGAGUGAACACUUGGACUCUGCCUCCCUGGAUGCAGCCGAGCUGGACUCUGAACCUGCUACAUCCGAAACCACCGGUGCAGAAGCAGAAAGUCAAGGUAGUGCUCCAAGUCCCACCUCUCAGCCAGGAGGAAGAAAUCACCAGGCUCCCAGAGGCAAUAAGUCACGACAAAGGCCAAACUCAAAUUCAUAUCAUCCCCCUGCCUCAUUAGCAUCUAACACAGAUGAGCAAGGAUCAUCAGGAGUAAAGAAGAUGGCUUCCAACAUUGAUCGCUCUGUGAAGGACCUGCAGAGAUGUACUGCAUCACUGACUCGCUACAGGAUGGUGGUCAAGGAGGAGAUGGACUCCUCAGUAAAGAGGAUGAAGCAGACAUUUGCUGAACUACAGAGCUGUUUAAUGGACAGAGAGGUGACUCUGCUGGCAGAAAUGGACAAAGUGAAAGCUGAUGCCAUGAUGAUCUUGGACGCCCGGCAGAAGAGAGCCGAGGAGCUCCGGCGGCUGACAGAUAAGUCGGCAUCCAUGUCAGAGGAGCAGCUGACUGAACUGCGUGCAGACAUCAAGCACUUUGUGAGCGAGCGUAAAUACGAUGAGGACCUUGGAAAAGCUCUAAGAUUUACAUUUGAUCUUGAACCGCUGAAGACGAGCAUUGCAGGGUUUGGAUCAGUUUACCACCCACGUACAGGCUACUCAAACCGAUCCCGCUGUAGCUCCACAUCAUCUUCUGUCGCCAGCCCCACCCUGCCGGAGACGCCUGCUCCUACCCAGAUCCAGAGCAACCACCCAAGUGAAACCCGUCCUCCACCAGCCAAACAGAUUUUCCAAGGAAACAGGCGUACCUUCCACGGACAAGGUUAUCACACAGGUGGUCAGCGGUAUAACGGUGGUUCCUACAAUGACAGGAACGCUGGUCGUGCAAACCACCGCCAUCAGAAUGAUGGUGCCUCCUCUGGGCCUACAUCACAGCACUCUAACAACUCAAGAGGUCCCUCGCAUUCCUCCACAUCCUCUCACAACCAAGACCGACCCUCUCACAAUGGGCUUCCCCAAAGGGUUCCACGAACACAUGGUCCUUGACAUUAAAAAAAAACAAAAAAUCACAAGCUCAAUCAAACCCAUCAACUAACCCUUGAACUCCUCCUUCUCUCCACAUACCCUUCCCCAACCCUUCACCUCCUCCCCACCUACUAACUCCUUUUAAUGAAGAAUAGAAUACAAGUUUACAUAUUUCUGUCAGUUGAGCUGUAGUGCCGCCUCGCCACAUCAAUCAAUUCAUCCUUCAAACUUGAAAAGCGCUCACUGUUCUAUAAUCGCUCUUCCUCUUUCUUUUCUCGCUCCUGAUGACGGUUAACAGUUUCUAUCUUUAGGCCCCUUUUGAGAGAUCUUACUGUCAUGCUAUUGUCAGUCUCUGAUAUUAGUUUUAGCAGUUAAAGCAGACUGCCAGAGACUGACAUGAUUACCUGCAACAAUUUGUGCACUAUUGAAGUUGAACUCUUAGUACUUUUUCUAUUUUUACUGUGGCUUUGUCAGCUCUCUGAUUCGAACCUCAGAUCUUAUUAUUCUGCUUGUCUCCCAGAACCAUUUCAAUGCCUUCACCACGGAAAGCGUUGUGAAAGUGUAAAAGCAGUUCUAGCAUUAGCUGGGACUUCUGAAGAGUAGACAUGCAAUCAACACUACAAACUGUCAUUAAUCAUUGCAAGGUAAAGAAAAAAGAGACAUAUCAAACUGUAAUCCAGAGCUUUUUGUACGGCUGCUACAAACCGUAGGGAACUUGUUAACGCUAGGACUUGGCUGUAUUAAGAGUAACACUGUGGACACAGAUGGUUACCCUUUUGAAAGGAGUAGUUUAACAUUUGUCAGUGCGCUUUCCCUCACUCUUUGCUCUGAGUUGCAUAAGUAGAUUAACACACGUGUACACUAAAUAUGAAUCUGGCAGCUGAUUAGAUUAGCUUGGUGUGAAGGCUGCAGAAGGAGAGUAACUGCGUUGGCUGUCUUAAUGUGGCAAACUGCACCUCUAAAUUCACUAAUUCACACAAUCUUUUCUGGGGUUUUGCACAAAACUGGGAUUUUUCUGGGGGGUUAAGUUUGAGGCUAGCUGUUACUCAUUUCUGGCUUUAAUGCUGAACUGAUUGGCUGCUGCUUGUAGUUCCUUAUUUAAUGUAAGCACAAGUGUGUUAUCUACCUCCUCAUCUGACUGCAUGGAGGUGAGAAGUGCCUAUCCCAGUGUCAAAUGUCAAACUACUCCUUUUUAAUAUUGCCUAAGGCAGUGAUGUAUCGCCCUCCCACUGGCCGCCGGAGUUAUCAUGUGUGCUGUUUUUUGUUUUUUCUUAGCUAGCUGUCCAUUGUUUUAUAACAAAGAGGGCUCAUUACCUUUUGUAGAAUAAUGUUAAAUAUGUAAAAACUCUCAACAAAGGAAAAGUCCUUUGUGGUGCACAUGCUUUUUCAUAGUUCUGAACAUUUAUUCACAGGCCGUUUGUUCUUUGUGUUUUUCUUGUUAUAUGCACACGAAUGGCAUAUUAAUGUCGUGCUUGCCUUUAGUCACAGACUUCACAUUUGCCUUUCUAGAAACAUGGAUGUCUGCAUCAUGAUGGCUUUGUAAACAGACGGUACUCAUAGAGCAGAUAUGUGAUUUAUGAAUAUGUGCAAAAACAAAGUGUAGGAUCUAUUCUUCCCCUUCUCCUGCCUGACUGAUAUAGAUAUCAGCCAUUCACUGAUUUAUGGAUAUUGGCAUGUAUGCUGUGUUUUUUUUUAAACAACAUAAUGCAGAAAAAAGAUGCUUGGGGUACUAGAAUUAAAAGUUUGUCCAGCAGUGUGACUCCAUUGUUUACAAAACUCUCAGCAGUGCCUGCUGCACCACUGAGAAGAUGGAGGUGUGGAGUCGAGAAGUGUCUCCACAUUAAGUUACGACCUAGUUUGUGAAAUACAUUACUGGAAACUUAAUAAUGACCCCUGUAUUUUCAAUUUCAGUAGAUCCCAUAUUUUGUGUGUGUGGGUGUGUGUGUGUGUGGGGGGGGUAUUGGCUGAUAUGUCGAUAUCUAGCGUCAGUUGGCUCUUCUUUUUAUGUCCACUCUGUGCAUCUAUGGAAGUAAAAUUGAGUAAACUGAUGAAUGCAUUAGAGGGUUGUAUUGAUUUCUUAGAUCUUUUUUUUUUUUUUUUUCCCUGCCAAGUAGCUGCUGCUGUUGGGGCUCAAUCUCAUCGUAGUGUCCAGUUUGUGAACAAAAGGCUGGCAAGUACCUCGUCGCUCAUCCUUCGACACUACCCGUUUCGAAGUCGUUCUCUCACAGUGGGCUCUUAGUUUGGGACAUGGACCCCCUGGUGAUUCCUCCUCUUAUAAUCCUGUAGUUAAUGUACAUAUGAAAGGCUGUAGUGGAAAAUCGGUUGUUACAUUAUUGCUGCAUCUUCUUCAUAACAUAUUGUCUUCCUUUGAGCAGAUUUUUUUUUUUUUUUUUUUUUUUUUUUUUUUUAAAGGGGGGUUUUUGGUUCUUAAAAGAGUUUCUGGGCAUAUGGAGCUUUUUUUUCCUGCCCCAUUGAGAUUAACACUCUUUACGUAGUUAAAUUAGUGAGUAUUUGUGUAGAAAAGAAUGCAAACUGGUUUCUGAACUUUGGUAAAUGUUUUCUAGCUUGUCUUGAAAGGAUGAUUUAGCGUUAUGGGAAAUGAGCUUUUAGCUUGUUACAGUAAGACAAAACUAUCUGGAACAAUGAGUUAGCUUGGUCUGGCAUCAAGCCAGGAAUUGGGUAGAUUCCUUUCACAUUAAACGGGCCCAGAUUGUGGGUUUUUUUUGUUGUUGUUUUGUUUUCCCUCCUAACAUUUUUUUUCUUUUAAGACAGCUGCUUCAGAAAG